Molecule: messenger RNA, 2250 nt
Organism: Paramormyrops kingsleyae
Lineage: Eukaryota; Metazoa; Chordata; Actinopteri; Osteoglossiformes; Mormyridae
Cellular component (GO): nucleus; cytoplasm
Molecular function (GO): mRNA binding
Source: RefSeq, a predicted model, not a curated record
ACGUCGCCUGAAUGGGGAGGGCGCUUAUCAUCUAUGCGCUCUUCGGCCGCACCGUGUGUUUUGAUAGCGUGUAAAGGGGGGCUGCGUGAAGCCAGGGCCGGGGAAAUGUCAAGAGUUUACAUCGGCAGAUUGAGCUACCGUGCACGGGAAAAGGACGUGGAGAAAUUCUUUAAGGGUUAUGGGAAGAUACUGGAAGUCGAUCUCAAAAACGGGUAUGGGUUUGUAGAGUUUGAUGACCCCCGUGAUGCUGAUGAUGCUGUUUAUGACCUGAAUGGCAAAGACCUGUGCGGUGAGCGGGUGAUAGUGGAACACACCAAGGGUCCCCGGCGCGAUGGGAGCUACGGUUCUGGGCGAAAGUCCUUUGAGGCUGACUGACUGCCUGCCCCUAUUGCUGGCCUUGGGUCCCUUUCCAAGCGUGUGGCUCUUUGACCUUUCUGGGCCUCUGGCUGACCAAAAAUGGGGAGCCAUUGUGAAUGAAGACCGCUUUUCCCAUUAUGCCCAGGUGGUGAGGAUGCCAUGGGGGAUAGGGUCAGAUGGGGGUUCAGUUCUUAUAGGCUACGCCCGUGGUGGGCGGGAUCGAUAUGGACCUCCAGCACGUACUGACUACCGGCUGAUUGUAGAGAACCUCUCCAGCCGUUGUAGCUGGCAGGACUUGAAGGACUACAUGCGUCAGGCGGGUGAAGUGACCUAUGCUGACACCAAUAAAGGUCGCAGAAAUGAGGGUGUGAUCGAGUUUAAGCUGUACUCAGACAUGAAGCGAGCUCUGGAGAAGUUGGAUGGGACGGAGGUUAAUGGCCGAAAGAUCCGACUGAUUGAGGACAGGCCAGGAUCACGACGCCGGCGGUCCUAUUCCCGCAGUCGCAGCCAGUCCCGGUCACAUUCGAGGAGCAGGCGAUCCCGUAAGAGCCGCAGUCACAGCGAGAGCAGCAGCCGCAGUCGCUCCCGCUCCAGGAUGGCUUCCCGCUCACGUAGCCAUACGCCUAGUAAGAGGAAGAGCAAUGGGGCCCAAAGAAGCCGCAGCCGUGACAAGCGCCUUGGCCGAGAUGAGGCCCACUCCCGCUCCCGAAGCCGCAGCCCUCGCAACAAGAGGAGCAAGAGGGAAGUCAAGAAGGGCCGCAGGGAUGAUUCUCACUCCAGGUCUCGCUCACGCUCCCGCUCUAGAAAGUCCCGAUCUCGGUCAGUGAACAAGGAUCGCACCCGGAAGUCCAGGUCCCGCUCUAUAUCAGGAAACAAGGAUCGUUCCAGGAAGUCUCGCUCUAGGUCCCGUUCGGGAAAUAAGGAUAGCUCCAGGAAAUCGCUGUCUCGUUCCCUGUCCAGGUCAGGCAACAAGGAUCGUUCUAAGAAGUCUCGUUCUAGGUCUAAGACCUGUGAUGCCAAAAGUGAUAUUGAUGAGGGUGGUGCCGGGCCUGCCAAGGGUGACUUCCGCUCCCCAUCCAUGCCCCAACCCAAGUCCAGAUCACCUUCCCCCACCAAAGCCCUGUCUCGUUCCCCCUCAGUGUCCCGCUCAGAUUCCCGUUCCAAGUCCCGUUCUCCCUCUAAAUCCCCCUCUAAAUCCCGUUCACGUUCUCGCUCCUGAACAGCUAUGCUGUUGCCCCACCCUCUCGUUGGUCCCAAUUUUGUUUUUUGAUAAAUAGGAUAGCUCUAGGAUAACAGCACUCUCGCUUGACUUGUCUGUUAAAACACAUGCACCAGGUUUCUUUUCAUGAGUAUUCUAAAUUUAUUUUCAGUAGCAUUGUCUCCAAUUAGAGUUGUUUGUAAAAUAUGAAGUGUGUGAGACUAGUUUGAGAGGGUAUUGCUUCAUAGACUUUUAUAGGUUAGACGUGUCUGAAAAUACAGUAAUAGAUGUCAACCUUUGUAUGGCAUACUGUAAAAGCAUAACUCGUACACAUUUGUGUGGGUGGGGUUGUUUUAUUUUGCAUAUUUCACCUUUGUGGAAAUCAUUUUACCAGUUAUUAAAAAAUAAAAUGCUUGAUACCUGGAAAUGGAUUCAAUUCACUAUUUUGUGUUAAGGCUCAGAUAGUUAAUUUAAUAUUGUAAUGUGUCUUGUUAGGUAGAGCCGUAUUUGUCCUUUAUCAUCAAUGCAUGUUCACAUGCUAUUUAAUGAUACUGUGGCAUUGUUUGUUUACUUUAUUUCAGCCUUCUCUAAGCCUUUUAAAAUGAGUCUUCAAACUAACGCCCAGACACUAGCACAAUGGGUUCCUCUGACAUUGGUACUCCACACAUGGAAUAAAUGCUUUUUCACGUGAGAAA